Linum trigynum is the source of this 3212-nucleotide messenger RNA. The record is from the annotation of a GenBank genome assembly. NCBI's taxonomy places the organism in Eukaryota, Viridiplantae, Streptophyta, Magnoliopsida, Malpighiales, Linaceae.
AUAAAUAAUUACAUUACAUCAGUAAUAUUCAUAUAACCACAUUCUAUUCAAACUACGUGUACUAGAGCUACAGGCUAGAGCAGCAUUUCUAGGGUUCUAGCUAGCUGGGCCGGGUUGAGCUAUGUUUAUAAGGCUGGGCUCGGUCCAAAAUUAUAUGGAUCCAUUAAUGGAAGAUCAGCCCAUAAAGAAGGAGGAGAUGGGAAUCCCUUUCUCGAAAUGUAGCUCUCCCCAAGUUAUGAUUGACAAGCUGCCGCUAGUAUAUAGCCAGUUUCAACAGGCUUAGGCACCUAAGGGGUGUAGCAAGCAAUGCUAAACUAGCCAUUUUAGGAUAGAGGGAUAGCUAUUACAUGUUACAGAAUAGUAUAGAAAAGAGUCGUUAGGGGCGUAGCGUUCGUUACUGAUGAACGAAAUAAGAGCUUGGCGAAGGAUUUCUUUUGGUAAGUUUUCAAGUAUCGGGUGAGAAAGGAAGUUCCUCUGUCAAGCAGUAAUUCUGGCGGAAAAUCAGCAACGGCUAGCUUGAUCAUUUCCAACGGAGCUUUGAUCUUCUAUAUAUAUUCUAUUUCUCUGUAAAGCUCAUUAAGGUUUUGUAACAAGAAAGGAGAGUGGUAGAGGGCUUGUCUUUUGGGUUACAAAGGGUAUCAACAGUUCAGGGGAAGAGGUUCUUAGCUAUUGAGGGUUUCACAGAUCGGAUUGUGAUCUGUGGUGGCUGUUGGUUUAGAUUUUUCACUUCGUUUCUCUGUUCUCUUUUACUUUUGCUUGAUAGGAAAAAUCUCAAUAAAAAAGAGUCUCUAGGAAAAUAGCAAGUGCUAUUUCCGAGACGAGGAGUGACCAGUAGUUUGGGAACCUCGUUAAAUCGUGUGUUCAUUGCAUUUCAAUUCUGCUCUUGUUCUUCGUUUUCUGUUUGCUGGAGUUCCUCUGUUCUUCUGGUUUUUCAACUCUGUUUUUCUGCUAAAGGAAGAAGAGAGACGUUGCUGCUCUCUCUCUCUCUCUCGUGUGGGCUUUAAAUCUCUUUGGGCUAAAAUCAAGAGAGUUCACUGCUGCUUGUGUUUUUUCUUUUAAGUUUUAAGUGUUUUGGGCUUCUGCUUCCUUUGGCCCAAUCCUCUUUAUCUGCUCGGUAUUAUUGUCGAGCAUCAGAGGAGAUUGCCUUCCAUUCAUUUUAUCUUUUCCUCCCUUUGCUUUAGGCUUGGUCAAAAUCCCUAAUUUCAUUUCUAACUCUUUCCAUAAGUGGUAUCAGAACCAGUACUUGAAGUAGUUAAUUGCUGCCAAGAUUGAUCCAGGCAAUGGCUUCUUCUAAUUUUGGCCAAGCGAAGGGCCAGGAAAGUGGACAUCACCAAACGACAUCAAGGAGCCAAAAACCAAAUGGGCAUAGUUAAGAGGGAUAUGAGCAACAGCAUGACUCAUAACCCAAAGAUCGAGGGGAAGAACACGAUCAAGGGAUUGGGAACGAGGAAGGAAGACCCUGGUGAGAACAUAGUGAAACGCUCGAAGACGAGGAAGCAACACAUUGAUAGGGAGAGACAGGGCAGGACUCGGAUGAACACCCGUGAGACGAACAAAUUCCUCGGCAACAUUAAAGUUGACUCUCCACAACUCGGACUCAUGAGCAAUGGUCUCACCAACAGCAGGAAAGUCUAGUAACCGCCCUAGAUCGCUAACAGGAAUAGUAACAAGAUGGCCUUGGAAUAAGGUAGAGAAAGCUCGGGAAUGAAGGCCAUCCGAACGGAGAUUGGAAUAAAAAUGGCGAACUAGGAUGGGACAGAACGAGGAGGAAAACUGGUCAAAGAUAAAACCCCAUCCCAAACUUUGAAUAAAAUCAUUGAUAUCAAGAGCAAAAUCAUGAAAAUCAUCAAACGGCGCUAGGAUAGAGGGGGCAAUUGGGCGGCGCUCAAAAAACUGACGAUGACGGUGAUAGUUGGCAAGGGCAGGUUCAAAAAACAGGUUACCACAGAAAGUGAUAGAAAAGCUAGGCUCCAUAGCUAAAGAAGAGAAGUACGCAGAAGAAAGAUACACAAAAAAAAAACUAAAGAGACACAGACUUAAAUAAGCAAGCAAAUACAAAGAAAGGAAACACCAACAGACAAGGUAAGAAAAUAAAAGCAAUAACUCUAGGGAUAAAAAAAACUAAUUAAAAACAGGAAAGAAACAGCAAACCAACGAGACAAAUUAAGGACGGUCAUCAAUGGCCUGUAAAGACCGCAAACCAAGCUCAUAAGAUAGAAAUGUAAAUCUGUCUAAGGGCAAGGGCUUAGUGAAAAGAUCAGCGAGCUGAAACUCAGUAGGAACAUGCUGCAGAGCAAGAGUAUUAGAGGAGACAAGAUCACGAAUAAAGUGGUAUUUAAUCUCAAUAUGCUUCGUGCGAGAAUGCUGCACAGGGUUCUUAGUCAUGCAUAUCGUACUAGUGUUGUCACAAAAUAAUGGAAUGCAAGAUACAGCUAAGCCAUAAUCAGCAAGCUGACUUUUUAACCAUAUUAACUGAGUGCUACAGCUCCCGGCAGCAAUAUAUUCUGCCUCUGCUGUAGAAAGAGCCACAGCCCCCUGUUUUUUGCAAAACCAAGAGACAAGGCACGUGCCAACGAGUUGACACGUACCUGUAGUGCUUUUCCGGUCAGUUAAACUGCCGGCAAAAUCAGAAUCGCUAUAACCAACCAAGUCAAAAGUUUCUUGUUUAGGAUACCAGAGACCAACAUCUAUGGUGCCCUUUAAGUAGCGAAAAAUCCGCUUAACUGCAGACAAAUGACUCUAUUUAGGAUUGGAUUGAAACCGAGCACAAAUACAGACACUGUACUGUAUAUCAGGUCGGCUGGCAGUUAAAUAUAAUAACGAUCCAAUCAUCCCUCGAUACUUCUUUUCAUCUACCGAAAUACCAUUCUCAUCUCGAUCUAACUUUAAAUUAGCAGCCAUAGGAGUAGGACUGGAAUUUAAAGAAGUCAUAUUGAAUUUGGACAGCAUGUUAUGAAUGUACUUGGAUUGGUUUAUAAAGAUGCCGUGAUCAGAUUGUUUAAUCUGCAAUCCAAGGAAAAACUUGAGUUCACCCAUCAUGCUCAUCUCAAAAACAGACGUCAUUGACUCACAGAAGGCAGUGCAUAGCGCAGUGUUAGUGGAUCCAAAAACGAUAUCAUCAACAUAUAUUUGAACAAGAAGAAUGUCGUUCUGAGUAUGUUGAAUAAAUAACGUUUUGUCCACAGUACCUUGAAUAAAAUUGUGAUCUUUAA